AUGACGACCAGAAAAAUUCGCCCCACGACUACAAAUCCAAAAGAUGACCCAGACUAUGAUCUUGAAAGAUAUUAUUAUGGAGAUUACACGCAUAGAAACUUCCUAACUGACUUCUUUUUGAGAUACCUGGAAUUCUCUGGUGAACAUCUUAAUUUUGUCGAGACAGUUUAUAAAGUUGCAUGUUUUGUGGCGUUUUUCAUAAAUCUGUUGCAUUUAUUUGUUUUAACUCGAAAAAAACUCCGAUCCAAUAUAGUUUACAUUGUUAUGAUUGGAAUUUGCAUCAGUGAUAUAGUUCAGUCAUUUGGAACAAUGAUGAACGAGAUUUUGACUUGGAAUAUCAUAUAUGAAGUCGAAAAUUCAUCUUGUAAGCAUCCAUAUUUGCAUGUGAUGGGUGAGAAGAUUUUAAAAACACUCCAGUAUAUGAGCAGGAGAUCCACUGGAAUAUUGGGCUUGUUUAUUGCCGUAAUUCGUACAAUAUCGGUAAUUUUCCCGAUGAGCGGAUUCGUACACACCGUUUCAAAACCAAGAUUUGGGUUUUUGGCUAUUUUCAUUACACUAAUUGCUUGUACUUUGUGGAGUUUAGGCUACUUCGUUCAAGCGAAGGUGGUGAAAUAUAUUUCCUUUUGUUUUUACGGAAAACCCACAAGUUAUGAAAACUAUUAUCUUGAUGGUGGCACAAAUGAAAUUAUUUUCAAAAUUAUCGACGGUUAUAUCGGAAUUUGUGUAAGCAUCCUAUAUAUUUUGGUUACCAUUUUUCUUGUUGUGGAACUACAAAAAACCAAGCGUCGAAGAAAAAAUUUGCGGAAUGACAAGCCUAAUAACACUAGCUCGUUUGUAAUUGCAAUGGCUAUUUCAACUUUUGCAUCAGAAUUCGCAUACGGGCUUGUCUUCACAGUCGAGCAUUUUAUAUUUGGAUUCGAAAUGUUUCAAACUCUAAAAACACUAUUUAUGCAUUUGAACUCAAUAACUCUUCUCUUCUUAAUGGCCAGCUCGUUCAGUCACAUCUUCGUUUGCUUCUUCAUGUCUUCUCAGUACCGGGACACCGUCAAAAGAUUAGUCUGGACCGAGAAAGAAAAGAAAGGAAAAACUAAAAUAUUUGUAAUGGAAACUACGACAACCCUACCUGCUACUAUAGACUCUUCAAAGACGAAUGGAAGUUCGAAGCGAACAUUUUGA
Messenger RNA from Caenorhabditis elegans, 1176 nucleotides. It is a transcript of the gene srw-6, whose product is annotated as G-protein coupled receptors family 1 profile domain-containing protein. Gene Ontology annotation, biological process: G protein-coupled receptor signaling pathway; signal transduction. Gene Ontology annotation, cellular component: membrane. The record is from RefSeq and is marked reviewed. The transcript is spliced from 4 exons. The coding region runs from base 1 to 1176 and encodes 391 amino acids. NCBI's taxonomy places the organism in Eukaryota, Metazoa, Nematoda, Chromadorea, Rhabditida, Rhabditidae. Gene Ontology annotation, molecular function: G protein-coupled peptide receptor activity; G protein-coupled receptor activity.